AUGUCGGAGCCCGAGGGAGUGAAGGCAUGGUUUGCUUGUGGGCCUGGCAUGUGCGACAUGGAUGCAGCCACGACAAGCGAUGGCUUGAGGAUAUUCGCCGGUGGGGCGGAAGGCAUGGUCAAGGUGUUCGACCCGAAGAGCUCGAGCAUCCAGGACGCCGUCGCAGAGCUCAACCUCGACGUCAAUGACGAGGGGGACGAGGGCCUCGCGGUCACCGCCGUGGCCGUCAGCCCUGCCGGCGACGAGCUGGCUGUGGGCCUCAGGAACGGGGACGUCAAGCUGCACGGGCUUCCAAAGCUGGACUUCAAGUCGAUGCUCACGAGGUUCACGGCCCCGGUGCUCGGCCUGGCCUACGGCAUGAAGGACGGGGACGUGAUUGCCGCGUGCAGCGAGGAGCCGGGCAUCCGAGUUGUCAGGAGGAGCAACAACAGCAAGGUUCUUACCCUCACCGACAUGAGCGGGGGCGUGAAAAGCGUCGACUGGGACCCUCGGGGGGACUUCCUUGCUGCCUCGGGCUUCGACGGGACUGUGAAGGUGUGGAGAGUCGACCCGUCCCUGGAUGAUCUGAGCACGGAGGUGGUUAUGUCGGAGAGCUACUUCGUCAAGGAGGCGAUCGGGGGAUCGGCGGAGUUCGAGCACCUCGGCAAGGUCGCUUGGCACCCAGACGGGAAGAGCUUGAGCGUCACGGGCGCCGCGGACCCCCUGAUGCUCAUGCGAGACUCGUGGAAACGGUCGAUCAUCGUCCCCGAGAACGCCGAAGACGGGGGGCACACCAAGGAGAUCACCAUCGCCGCCUUCAGCCCGGACGGCGGGCAGCACCUCGCCACCGCCGCCCUCGACGGUCGCGUGGUGGUGUGGAACGUGGAGGACAAGCUUGCCGUGAAGACCUUCGUCAACACCGACCAGGAGAACUGGCGACACCUUAAGUGGCUGGACAAGUCGACCGUGGCGGCGUUGUCGAUCGGCGGAGGCGUUUGCACCCUCAGCUACGACCCCGUAACGGCAGCCGCCAAGCCUACCGAGAAGAGCUGUGGCAACAGCGCCACGGAGUACCUUAAGGAUGCUGGCGAAGAGCCGGCGGACAGGCAAGCGGGGAGAAGAGGGAAGGGAUCUUCCAAGCAUCUCUUCGACGAGGAAGCGGCGGAGGACAAGGACGGCAACAUCUCCGAGGCGGACACGGCGGAGAUCGCGGACGGGGCGGACGACAUCGCCGCCGGUGACAUCACGGUGGAGACCACACCGCGGCAGGACCCGUUCCAGCCGUCGUCUACCCCGCUGGGGGAUACCCGUAGGUACCUCUGCUGGAACCGCGUGGGCACGAUCGUCAGCGUAGACGAGGAGAGCGUGGUGUCGGUGGCGGUUGGGAGGGGAUGGGUGGCGGCGGCGACGAAUCGCCAGCUGGUCAGGCUCUUCUCGGCUAGCGGACUGCAGGGGGAGACUAUCAUGCUUCCGGGGCCCGUGGUGUCGAUGGUCGGCAGCGGCGAUGUCCUGAUGGUGGCGUUCCACAAGGGAGAACCGAUAGGCGACGGCCAGAACCUGGGGUACAAGCUGCUGGACGUCGGAGGAAAGCGCGAGUUGUCCAAGGGAGGGCUCUGCCUGUCGCCGGGGUCGGAGCUGACCUGGCUGGGGUCGAGCGAGGAGGGGAUGGUGAUGGCCAUGGACUCGGCCGGUCUGGUGUCGGCGCUGACGAGAUCCUUCGGGUGGCAGUGGACGCCCCUCCUGGACACCCUCAAGGUGUCCAAGAGCAAGAGGUACCGCUUCUGGCCGGUGGGGGUGGUGUCCGGCAAGCUUCUCGCGGCCACCCUUAAGGACGGAGAGGAACACCCCGCCGCCUACCCUCGCCCCGUCAUUACAGCGGUGCCCCUGACGGCCAUCUGCGCCCAGUCCCAGGACGGCGAGGAGAUGUCCAAGUUCGACAAGUCCUUCCCGGCGAUGGAGGCGAGGGCUAAGCAAAGAAAGUUCAACCUCGACCAUGGCCUAGUCAUGGGGGAUGAUGUCUCCGCGGAGCCUGAGGAGAUGGAGGGAGAGCUCAUGACGCAGCUGGCUAAGCUGGACACGAUGGUGGUGAAGAGGAUCCAGGAGGCCUGCGCGGCGGAGAAGCCUGAGCGUGCGAUGGACCUGUCCUCUCUCCUGCACCUCGAGAAGUCCUACUCCAUCGCCAUCAAGGUGGCCAACCACCACGGGCUAACUUCCUUGGCGGCGGGCAUGGACGACGCCAUGGUGGCGAAGUUCCAGGGUCCAGACGACGAAGAUGCCUUUGAUGGCGACGAAGGGUCCGAAGCUGGCGACGGGGGGUGGGCAAGGAGCGGGCGUUCUGGCGGCGCUGCAGGCGGAGGUCGGGGAGGCGGGGGGGGGGGGGACGAGGAACAAAACCUUGGUCCGCUAGACCGGGCGAGGCUCGAACAAGCAAGGCGCAAGUCACGAGAAGAGUCAGUGGCCCCGCCCCGGCGACCGCCGCCGCCGGCCGCCGGGGGCCCCGGGGGUCGGUACGACGGGGGGGAGGACGAGGACGGGGACGGCGUUGACGGUUUCACGCCUGGAAACCCCGUGGGCGUCGACGACAGCGACGAUGGCGGCGGUGCCGCGGACGAAGCGGAGAUCGUAGACUCCGACGACAACAACGGCGGCAGCGCGGGUGGCGUUGCCAAGGGCAGGAAGCGGCGGAUGCAGGAGCAGGAGCAGGAGGAGGAGGAGGAGGAGGAAGUUGCGCCCCCCCUCGCGCCAAGGAACCCAUUCGCCCGCGGCGGGAAGACUUUCGCGUCUCCCCCUAGGAAGAAGCGCAAGGACGUGUUGGAGACGAUGAACGACCUCCGGGGGUCCCCGUCCCCCGUGUCCUCGAAGCGGCCCCCGCUAAGCCGGCUGUCGUCCUUCUCGGCGGAGGCUCGCACCAAGAACAGGAACGACCGGAACGUUCUGUGAAUAUCUCAGGAACGUUGUGAGGAGCGUUCUCUGUGACGACAAGGAACCUACGGUGACCAGCGGAGGACUCCUUUGGUCCCGGUCACGCACAGCAUACUAUCUCUAUGUACACAUUUAUUUUUAUGCGGCUUGGUGUAUGGAAAACUAUCGUGCCACGUUUUACUGGUCAGCUUGUCGCUUCCCGCACUCGGCGCGUGCGUGUAGUGUUGCCGUCGGCAUGAUGCGUUCGAGUUUUUCCGCACACAUGUGGCUUCGUUCAGUAGAUUCGGGCCUGCGGGCCCACUUUUACGCACCCAUCUCGAAGACGGCGGCGGUGGUGGUAGCGGUGUGGCGUGGUUAUCUUUGGGCCUACCCGGAUUCGAUGCAUGGUCGUGGUUAACAGUUAGACAUGGAGCUUGAAAGGCGACUAUGGGUAGUAGGUACGGUAGGUGGGCCUAAGGCUCGAAAUGAGGAUAGUCUCAGCCCCUGACGUCUCGUCGUAGCGCCCAUUUCUUUGACGGGUAUUUGGGAUAGGGUGGGAAGGGGACAUAGGAUUGUUUGGGUUAG
Ectocarpus siliculosus is the source of this 3465-nucleotide messenger RNA. Lineage: Eukaryota; Phaeophyceae; Ectocarpales; Ectocarpaceae. The record is from the annotation of a GenBank genome assembly.